AUGGCCGACGUCGAGGACGUCCGCAGUCCCAAUUGGAACACUUACAAUGUGCAAGCGAGGACUCUGGAUGCUGCCCGCACAACCGAGUCCGGCUCUGGCGGUGAAGGACGUCCAUCAAAGAGAUUGCAAAAAGACUCGUCCAACAGUGUGAUACCCUCGCGACCAAGCGAGCCUACACCUUUAGCAGGCAUCAGACCUGACCCGUUUCCUACACCUGCAACCAGAAGAAGGCAGUCUUCAGUUAAGGAUCAUACGUUCAAAGAGCAGAGAGCUUCGCACGCACCCAGCGCCCUACAGGCAUCUCCAUCAAAGCGGCUGGCCCAUAGCGGCCUUCCAAACCCACAAGCUCCGCAACGGACAAUCGCGUCCAAUGCCCAAAAGGAGCCCCAUUCCAGACAAUCCUCCAUCAACAAUACCUCAAGAUUCAGCUUCGCCUCAACGGCUACUACAAGCAAACGGGAUACCUCGCAGUCAUCCGGAUCCUUUGAUUUCCUCCCGCCCAUCAACUUCGAUGACCUUCAUUCUAGCAUUGCCUCCGAUGAGCCCGACAUUUCUUCUUUCCCGGCGCCCGGUGGGUCUUCAAAGGAUGUGGCGGCUAACGCGAAUGGAUCUGCUUUAACGGCUCCACGACCUGGCGUCCCUGGAUCCGCCAAGACAGCAGACGCAUCGGCUUUUGGCUCUCGGAUUGCCCUUAACGGCUCAUCGCUGCAUCGACACAACAGUACUACACAGCGAAUAGGGCAAAAGACUGCAGAGUCGGAUAGCAUGGCGCCUCCAAACGGUCUAGCGGUAGCAAGAGCUAGGCGCAAGACUUAUUUUCCAGCUACAACUACUGGUGAAGGUGCAACACGCUCGCCUCGGAAAUCUGUUGGUCCUGGCGUCCUUAUGAAUUUUGAGGGUACUACACAUCCACAUCGAAGGCCGAGUCUAGCGCAAGCUGGUCUUAGAGAAGCGAGCAUUGCUGUCGAUAGUCCGGAACCUGCAGCAAGUCCAAACGUCUCCGAAGGGCACAGUUUCCAGCCAAGCCGGUACAACAAGACUAAAUUGAUGCAACCGCCUCCAAGUAAAGUAUCUGCACAGGAACAAUUCUUUACACCCAGUGGUACCCCAGACCAGACACCGUCAACUCCAGUCAGCACUGCCAGAUCACCAGCAAGACCAACUUUCCAAUUGUCGAACACUCCAUCGUCAAGCAAUAAGAGGGUCUCCAUGAUGCCCGGCAGUGCGCAUGCCACAGGUUUAGGAGCGCGCACAAUCAGUCCGACCGAUGCGCGCAGAUUGAAGAGGAUGUCCAUGAUGCCGAAUCCACCACCAAUGCCAUAUACGCCACCCACUCCACAGGCUGAUCCUCAGUCUGACCCGUCGCCCCCUGUGAUACCACGCAAAAGUGAAACGCCAACUUCCUCUCGAACGACUCCAGACCCCAACCGUAAGUCAUACAGUUCAGGCCUCUCAAAUUCGUCGACUACGAGCUACAACUCUUGUUUAGCCUCUUCCGGCUCGCAUCGUAUGUCCCAAAGCCUUUUGACCUCGCGGCUUCCUACGCCUAAGACGCGGGGCGAUAAUUCAUCGGUAGGCGACGAGGAAUCUGUGCCGCCAGUCCCAGCAAUACCGAAAGCCUACGAGUCUCCCAAGACGGAAGAUGAUCAGACACCUUUCUUUGCUACACGUAAGUCAAGCCAGGGCCACGAGGCCAGCAGUCUCAACAGUAGCACCUCUAUUCCUGGUGUGGUACCACCACAAUCUGUCCAUGAACGAAAUAAAGAUGACCGAGAAUUGCAACAAAGUCAGGUUACCAAUGUUGAAACAGAGCCUGCAACAGAAAGGAAACCACCUGACACAAAAAGUGCAAACAAACGGACCUUGCAACCGCUGAGACUGCCACCACUAAAUCUUCUUCCGUUGAGCACUUCGACUGCUUCAAAAAUUGCAGCUCUGCAUGAUGCGACAGCGGCUGCGAAGAACAAGGGAACCAUGACUCCACCACCUAAAGUUGGUGCUAAAGCAAUACCGACCACACCAAUGACUGCAUCUAAAGCUAGCUUCUCAAGAGGCUAUCACGACGAUGAUAAUGCGACAAUGCCAGUACAGAUCCGAAGCAGUAGUUCUCAUUACAACAUGAGGCCCGAAGCCCUUUCUUACCGUGACGUCAGUAGCUCGAGUACCACCGUUCCAACGCCAUCCGACUCCUUCGCCUUGUCUGCUAGCCGUACAGCCAUGUCCCCUUUCGUCUCUUCUUCACUACCAAAAUCAAGUGGCGAAUAUGGCUAUGGACUUGAGAAAUCGAAUACCUUCGAUAUCGGCGCCGAUGCAAGGCCGAUUCGAUUGACUGGUCCACGCUUGCAGAAACCCAGAAAAGCCUCCAAGGAUGAUGCAUCAAGCAUGGACACCACAAGCUCUACUGAUGCUGGCACCACUUCCUUUGGGAGCUCUCUCCGCCGCAAGUUGAGCUUGACACGCAAGCGAAGCGCUUCGAAAGCGCAGACAGCAGCAGAGAGAGAUGCAGAUAUACCACCAAAGCCGCCGAAGCAUGAUGACAUGCCUCCGCCUAAACUCCCUGCUUCUGCCACCUGGAAUGGUUCACUAUUUUCUAGCCCUAGCCCGAGCCAGAAAAGUAUCCAAUCGCGAGCCACAAGGAACACGUCUAAUUCCAGCAUCAAGAUGCAGCACGAUCGGACUAGGAGCAGUACUUUGGACACUGCUGAAACUCCUCAGAAGGAUCCCAGACCUCCAGAGACGCCUGCUGCUAAUUCAAAAAGAACAGCCCGGGCCGCUCUUGAAGGGGCGCCGAUUCACAACUCUAUGAGUUUGAAGGAUUUCUUGCGUGAAGCCAAGACCAUGGAGAUGCAGCUCGACCGCGAUGAUUUGUCGGCGGAAGAAGAAAUGAGGAGAUUAGCAUCGAAACGGAAAGAGACGGAAAAGGCUGCUAAAGAGGUCGAUGGUUUGAGGCGAAGGGCCACUGCCAAGGAGAGAGUAUCGCCACAUUCAGCGCUGCGGAUGGCGCAUUUCAACAUAUUCGAGCGUGGCGAGAUAGUGGACUACAAGGAUGUCUAUUUCUGUGGUACACAGGAUGCUCAGAAGCAUGUCGGAGACUUGAGUGCAGACGUGGCCAAUUUUGGAUAUGACGAUGAUCGGGGAGACUACAAUAUCGUGAAUGGUGAUCACCUAGCUUACCGUUAUGAGAUCGUCGACAUCCUUGGCAAAGGCAGCUUUGGGCAAGUCGUGCGCUGCAUAGAUCACAAGACAGGUGUUCUGGUGGCUAUCAAGAUCAUAAGAAACAAGAAGAGGUUCCAUCAACAAGCGCUCGUUGAGGUCGACAUUCUGCAGAAGCUGCGAGAAUGGGAUCCCCAAAGCAAACAUAGCAUGGUCAACUUCGUGCAGAGUUUCUACUUCCGCGGCCAUCUAUGCAUCUCGACUGAGCUUCUAGGCAUGAACCUCUACGAGUUCAUCAAGGCUCACGAAUUCAGAGGGUUCUCAUUAAAGCUCAUCAGGCGCUUUGCCAAGCAACUGUUGAGCAGUCUCGUUCUUUUGAAAGGUCACAAAGUCAUCCAUUGCGACCUCAAGCCCGAGAAUGUGCUCCUGGCGCAUCCUGCUCGCUCUGAAAUCAAGGUCAUCGACUUCGGCUCAAGCUGCCUUGAAAAUGAGAAGGUGUAUACCUAUAUACAAUCUCGUUUCUACCGGUCUCCUGAAGUCAUUCUGGGCAUGACAUAUGGCAUGCCAAUAGACAUGUGGUCACUAGGCUGUAUUCUUGCCGAGCUCCUCACGGGCUACCCUAUCUUUCCGGGCGAAAACGAGCAAGAGCAAUUGGCUUGCAUAAUGGAGGUUUUUGGCCCGCCUGAAAAGCACCUAAUCGAAAAGUCGACUCGCAAGAAGAUCUUCUUUGACUCUCUGGGCAAACCACGUCUCACUGUCUCAACAAAAGGCAAACGCCGCCGCCCCAGUAGCAAGUCUCUCCAGGCGGCGCUCAAAUGCGAAGAUGAAUCCUUUCUCGACUUCAUCACUCGCUGCCUUCGGUGGGACCCUGAUCGCCGCCUCAAACCUGACGAAGCUAUACAGCACGAGUUCAUCACCGGCAAACCCACGAAAUCUACCGCUCGUCCUCGCACGGCUCCCUCACAGCAGACCUCGUCGCCCAUUAAACGCUACAACUCCAUAACGCAAACACCAGCUAGCACGCGCCCGCUGCCCGAGCCUCCCGCUACCAGCUUCAAAAAUGGCACCGCUGUCCGGAACCGCGAUAUCACCAACACUAGCGUCAACAAUAGCCAAUCACCCAUCAAAGCUGCCGUCACUGCGGCAGCUCCGAAGAGGCUUUCCACUAUGACUGGGCCACAAACCAACGGCAACGGCGUUGGCAUGAAGAGGACGCUGAAUGGAGCUGCGGUACAAGGGAGUGCCCUACCGAGGGUUGCAAGCACGCCGCGUAGUAUGGGGACUAGUAAAGGCGUGGACCUAGGGACGGCUGCAGCUGCAGCUGCAGCGAGUUUAGCGACGAAGCAGUCCCGGGUCAGUUGA
This is a messenger RNA of Letharia lupina, 4515 nucleotides long. RefSeq lists its product as uncharacterized. Gene Ontology annotation, molecular function: protein serine/threonine kinase activity; ATP binding. Bases 1 to 4515 code for a protein of 1504 amino acids. The record is from RefSeq and is a predicted model, not a curated record. Gene Ontology annotation, biological process: peptidyl-serine phosphorylation; peptidyl-threonine phosphorylation. The transcript is spliced from 5 exons. Lineage: Eukaryota; Fungi; Ascomycota; Lecanoromycetes; Lecanorales; Parmeliaceae.